Saccoglossus kowalevskii is the source of this 518-nucleotide messenger RNA. RefSeq lists its product as uncharacterized. The record is from RefSeq and is a predicted model, not a curated record. Gene Ontology annotation, biological process: proteolysis. Gene Ontology annotation, molecular function: serine-type endopeptidase activity. NCBI's taxonomy places the organism in Eukaryota, Metazoa, Hemichordata, Enteropneusta, Harrimaniidae.
GUUUGGAGUAUGUGGUGGCUAAUGGGGUGAAACCUGGACUCAUUGUUAUGGCCCUGAGUGGUCAAUUUCUGCAGUCAAUGCAUGAUGCUGUAGAAUCUGCCAUAGCAAGUGGAUUUUCUGUUGUUGUGGCGGCUGGAAACGAAGGACAAAAUGCGUGCGAUUUCACUCCCUCUAGUUCGCCAUCGUCUAUCACAGUGGCAGCUACGGCAAGUGACGACCAUGCUACCGACUACAGUAACUAUGGUUCGUGCGUUGAUAUAUACGCACCGGGCAAUUUUAUCAGAACACCUGGCUUCUCCAAUAAAGAUACACGUCUUAUAAGUGGCACUUCGAUGGCAUGUCCUUUUGUAGCAGGUAUUGUUGCUAUCCAUUUACAGAAGAACCCAAACCUUACACCAGAUGAAGUUAAAACGGCUAUUUUAGAUACUUGUACCCACAAUCAAGUUUAUGGUGAUGGUAUCGCGAACGGAAGUCCAAACAGAUUGGCUUAUUUAGAUCCUCUCUUUAUGACUAUAUGA